This is a messenger RNA of Clonostachys solani, 2301 nucleotides long. NCBI's taxonomy places the organism in Eukaryota, Fungi, Ascomycota, Sordariomycetes, Hypocreales, Bionectriaceae. The record is from the annotation of a GenBank genome assembly.
AUGCGCCAUGGCCAGCUACUAUGGCUGCUCUUCCACGCGAUAGCCGUUUCCAACAGCCUGGGCGCCUACGUUGAAUCCCGACCAUGCGCCGUUAUACGCAGCAAGGCAAGCCUCAAAUCGACCAGCGUCACCGCGGCACUGAAACCCCAGAUACACGGGCAGGCACUCAGCAUCGAAGGCGCAAGCUUGGUCCAGGUGACGGAAUGCGAUGGACUGGCAACUGUCACGGUGAAUCUGACCACCGAGGGUCUUGGAUGGAGAGUCUCGGAUCAAUUGACAGCAAAUACGACUUGCGAACCUAUGCCCUGGGCAAGAGGCGGCAUGCGUCUGCUCCGAACCAACGUUUCCCAAAACAUCCAACGAAUCCCCCUCUCGACCUUCCAUACGCGUAUCGAAAUAGCCAACAGCACAGCCGCGAACCCGUUUGCCUGUGCGCACGUCGAAAUCGCGCCGGAGAUCGACGUCGUCACAUCUCGCGUCCUACGAUGGUUGCCCUGCGCGAUCCUGAUAUUUGUCUUCGUGUACGGCGCGAUUGACUCCUUGUACGAUGACGGACCGAAAGAACACAUCAUAGAUGGCGUAAGAGUGCUGCGGACAGAGACUCGGCCAAUACUUCCCCUGUUUGGCGACUGUCUGCACUAUCUGCAGUUCGUCUUCCUCUCGGGAGGCCUCAGCAUCUCCUACCCCGGCUUCUAUCGCCCUGCUGUUAGCAAGCUGAGUUGGUUCUCUUUGUUCCAUAGCGGACCGAUCACACGCAGACUCGCCUAUAACGGUGUUAGCGAUGGCAUCUACGAGGUCAACGGCACGUAUGGCGGAACCUAUGGGCUUGAGAUAAUGCAUCAAAUCGCUGCCACGCCCGGAACGAUUGAUACUUGGUUCAAUAUGCUGGUCACUAUCCUCAUCAUCACCAUAUGCGCCGGCGUCAUCCUGGAAUGUCUUCGCCUUUUUCGCAAACCGCGGCGCACUUCGCUGGAUCAGGCGACACCUGAUGUUCGCAGCAGCUUCCGCCACCGAUUCGCCUGUUUGCUUCGCGUGGUUUUCUCGUACUUCACCAUGCCGCUCAUAGCCAUGUCGUUCUACCAACUUGCCAACGCCGCGUGGGUCCCUCGGACUCACACCGUCUACGCCGUCUUCCUGAUCCUCUACAUGACUGCGCUCUUCUCCUGGCUCCUGUACCAGGUCCCGCCUCGAAAUCUUGGGCGUCUCCUCUUAAAUAAAUCUACUCAUUACCAGAGCCUACUGCCAGGCGAUGCCCCGGCGCCAAAUGCAUAUGAUGACGUCUUCGUUCUGGUGCUUUUCACAUUGCUGUUCGUCAGGGGAAUGGUCAUUGGCGGCCUUCAGAAAUGGGGCGCUGCACAAUUGGUGGUUCUCUGCACUUGCGAAGUGGUUUUACUGGGUUGCAUCUACCUGCUCAAGUCACACCCGCUUGGAUCUGUGGUCACCAUCGGGGCUGUUGUUAGGCUCAUUGCCACGGGGCUCAUGGUCGCCUUUCUGCCUAGUGCUUCAAACAUGGCUACGAAAACCAAUAUUGGGCGCGCAAUCCUGGUGUUGCACGCCGGGAUGCUGCUUGGAGGCUUUCUCAUCCCGUCCGCGAUAAGACUUGUCAGGCUACUUGCCAGCAGGUGGAACGGCCCCAAGGCUGACGUUUACGGCCUCCGGCAGCUUCGAAGACGGCAAACAGCAAGAACGAACCUCUCUCCAACGUCUCAAGGCGUAUUGUUGGACGUGCCCAGCCGUGAAGGAGAGGAGUGGGGGCCCGAAGCUCAGUCUCCUCAAAGCGACAGUCCCAUUCCUUCAAGAUUCUACUUUCGUCCACCGCGCUCAGUCUCUUCACGUGGUGGCUCACCCACACCAGUGAUAUCUCCUUGCGUCACACCAACGCAUAAGAGCGGUGCAGCCUCGAUCGUAGUGUCUCCGAUAGAGAAAAGCCUCCCGUCGGGCUGGAGCCAACGAGACCAGAAGACGUCGGAAGCGUUCCACUAUCAUGGCACAUCCAGAUCGUCUGGGUCGUCUAGGUCCUCCGCAAGUAGCCGCUCCUCGCCUGGUCAAUCAGUCAGCGAUGGCCCAGCGGGGUCUACCGAGAACGUGCUUCUUGUCUUGCCACUGAACGACUAUACCACCAGAGAAUCGGAUGCGCAUCAUCUGGGGCCGGGUGGAAGAAGGGUCCAUGAAUGGGGCACCCCUGCGGAAGCCCCAAGUGGUGAGGUGUCGCGGUGGCCCUUCGCUAGUAUCCAUCAACUCCUUGCACGGGUGUCGUUCAAUUUACCCAAUCCCUUUGGACGAAAGACAGACGCAGAUUGA